Molecule: messenger RNA, 1726 nt
Organism: Lepisosteus oculatus (spotted gar)
Lineage: Eukaryota; Metazoa; Chordata; Actinopteri; Semionotiformes; Lepisosteidae
Gene: hdac3
Product: histone deacetylase 3
Cellular component (GO): nucleus
Molecular function (GO): histone deacetylase activity
Source: RefSeq, a predicted model, not a curated record
GUACACCAUCUGCUGUUUCUGAUGACGUCCCGCACAGGUCUCCCGUGUUUUACUAUGGCGGCGAUUUGGUAAAUUAAAAAGAAAGCUGAAUUAGAGUGAAUUAGAAAUCCUGCUUGAAAAUUAAGUACAAAAAAGAAGGACUGCCUUCACUGCUGUCUGGACGACACUCUCUGUUCGUUUUCCGCUGUGAUGACGAACAGGACGGCGUAUUUUUACGACCCAGACGUGGGGAACUUUCAUUACGGUGCUGGACACCCAAUGAAACCCCAUCGACUCUCUCUCACCCACAGUCUUGUUCUGCACUAUGGGCUCUACAAGAAGAUGAUGGUGUUCAAGCCAUACAAAGCCUCCCAACAUGACAUGUGCCGCUUUCACUCGGAAGAUUACAUCGACUUCCUGCAAAAGGUCAGUCCCAACAACAUGCAGGGCUUCACCAAAAGUCUCAACACCUUCAACGUUGGGGAUGACUGUCCUGUGUUUCCUGGCCUGUUUGAGUUCUGCUCACGCUACACGGGAGCCUCUCUGCAGGGAGCAACGCAGCUAAACCACAAGAUCUGUGAUAUCGCCAUCAACUGGGCUGGAGGCCUGCACCAUGCCAAAAAAUUUGAGGCGUCUGGAUUUUGCUACGUGAAUGACAUUGUCAUCAGCAUUCUGGAGCUGCUAAAGUACCAUCCUCGCGUGCUCUACAUUGACAUCGACAUUCACCAUGGCGACGGCGUGCAGGAGGCCUUUUACCUCACCGACCGGGUCAUGACCGUAUCCUUCCACAAGUACGGGAACUACUUUUUUCCCGGGACAGGAGACAUGUAUGAAGUGGGAGCCGAAAGUGGGCGAUAUUACUGCUUGAACGUCCCCCUCCGAGAUGGGAUUGAUGACCAGAGCUACAGGCAGUUGUUCCAGCCGGUCAUCAAGCAGGUGGUGGACUUUUAUCAGCCAACCUGUAUUGUUCUUCAGUGUGGGGCUGACUCUCUGGGCUGUGAUAGACUGGGCUGUUUUAACCUCAGCAUAAGAGGUCACGGGGAGUGUGUGGAGUUCGUGAAGAGCUUCAAAAUCCCGCUGCUGGUCCUGGGCGGCGGAGGAUACACGGUCCGCAACGUGGCGCGCUGCUGGACCUAUGAGACUUCCCUGUUAGUCGAGGAGUCGAUCAGUGAUGAACUGCCUUACAGCGAGUACUUUGAAUAUUUUGCUCCUGAUUUCACGUUGCACCCAGAUGUCAGCACCAGGAUAGAAAACCAGAACUCCAGACAGUACCUGGAGCAGAUCCGGCAGACGGUAUUCGAGAACCUGAAGAUGCUGAACCACGCGCCCAGCGUGCAGAUCCACGACGUGCCCUCGGACCUGCUGAGCUACGAGCGGACCGACGAGGGAGACCCUGACGAGAGAGGCUCUGAGGAGAACUAUUCACGGCCAGAAGCAGCCAAUGAAUUCUAUGAUGGUGACCAUGACAACGACAAAGAAAGCGACGUUGAAAUCUGAUUGGUCAGCUGUGCGGAAGAGGCGGAGUUACUGGGCAGCCUGGGAAGCGGUCAUGCAGCAGCCAUCACUGCACACACAGGACACAGGCUGCGAUGACAGAGCUGCCACCAUCCUCCAUCCUGCGACAUGAAUUAGGAUUGAUGCUGACCAGAACAUGCGUUUUUGUAACCAUAGUCCAGAUUCACUCACCUUAAAAAUAACUCCCAUGGCACAGCAAAGAACCUGUUUUUUUUUUCCUUGGAUGCUGACC